This is a messenger RNA of Magallana angulata, 3233 nucleotides long. RefSeq lists its product as uncharacterized. The record is from RefSeq and is a predicted model, not a curated record. Bases 138 to 1928 code for a protein of 596 amino acids. Lineage: Eukaryota; Metazoa; Mollusca; Bivalvia; Ostreida; Ostreidae. Gene Ontology annotation, biological process: protein ubiquitination. Gene Ontology annotation, molecular function: metal ion binding; ubiquitin-protein transferase activity. The transcript has 15 exons. Gene Ontology annotation, cellular component: cytoplasm.
ACUGUACAAAAUAUUUUAAUGUACACAGUUCCUCUUCCUGUUGUCUUUCCUGUUGUCAAAAAAAUAGGAAAUCUUGUGAUUAUACAAUACAACGUAGCUUUCGUUAAAAAUCUCAUGAUCAUUCAAUUGUCUGAUACAUGCGAUUAGAAUAUAAGAUGGAAUCAGGUAUUAAAGGAGCGGAAGAGAUGUGUAGGAGUCGGUCGUCUAUUGCAGCCAGAGAAAACCAUCGAUUGCGUCAUCAACAUGGCAGAGGUCCAUGUAAUAUCUUCAUUUUAGAUACAUCCUCCAGUCUCGGGGAGGAAGGUUUCAGACAAAUGAAGGAAGCGUUUACGGACAUACUUGAUGAGUAUGCAAACCAUCAAAAUAUUGACGAAAACGUAGCAGUUAUAACAUGUGGACGGCAUACAGAAUUUCAACGUUAUUAUUCUAACCAUUACGAAGAUAUCAAACAAGCCCUUGACAAUGUUGAAAUUGGAGGGCCUUCACCAUUAACAGUUGCUAUGUACCUGUCCCUUGAAAGUUUGAAACGUGAUGUCAGUCAUUCGUACGUAAUGGGAAGUUUUCAUAUUCACCCAAGAAUAAUUCUCAUAUCAGAUGGAAGGCCAACAGAUUUCACAGAGUCGAUUUCUGAUGACUGUCCUUCAAAUGAAACGGAAAGAGAUGCGUCUCAUUUAUCAGACAUUACAAGGCACAUAGGAAAAAAACAUCCAAUAUUUUGUAUUCCGGUAGGAAGGAACCCUGAUCUGAGAUUGUUAGAAUUCAUUAGUGCCCAGUCACGGGGAGGAAAGAUGAUCAAUUUCAGAGAAUCUAAACAAUUUGCUAAAUACUCUCUGAAUACCAAAAUUGCUUCGAACUUGUCGUUUACAAUGGAGAAUGACGGUAAUGACCGAGAAAGAAUUCUGACGUCACUUGUGUGUACAUUUCCGGAAAAAGUGUUUACCGAGAUGGACCUUAAUGACAUAUAUGAAAUCUGCUCAAAAAAGUUCUUGUACCAACCGAUCGAUGAAAACACUCAAGAAGAGAAAGAUGCUUAUGAGGAAAGAGACCCGCGAAUGCCCUCCCUGGGUUCCCGAGUCAAACGUGGUCGAGACUGGAGAUAUCCUGAUCAAGAUAAGUUUGGUCCUGGAACGGUGAUAGGACAUUCCAAGAGAGAUGGAUGGUUAAAUGUCGAAUGGGACACAGGUUCUAUACAUAAGUAUAGAUAUGGGUCAACAGGUUUAAAGCCGGACAAAUUUGAUGUACAAGUCUGCAACGAACCACGGAUUUUAAAUGAUGAACUGAUUGCAACAGGCUGCAAUGUCACAAGAGGUCCAGAUUGGGUUUGGAAUGACCAGGACGGUGGUACCGGAAAUAUCGGAUCAGUUCUUCGUGUUGGAAGAGAUGGGAUAGUCCUUGUGCAGUGGGAAAAUGGAAGAAGAGGGACAUAUAGAUUUGGAAAUUAUGGCUUCUUUGAUCUAAAACUGUGUGAUCCAUUCUCCCCAGAAGUCACAAGGUAUCAUCUCAAGAAAGCUGCGCUGACUUCUUCUGUUGAAACUGAGCCAUGUACGAAAGAGGAUCAGGGUUUAGCGUCAAAAUCAUCGAAUGAUAAAACUGUUGAAAAGACAAAGAAGCCUAUACUACAUGUAGCCAAAGGAAAGUAUUUCAGAAAUGACAUAGUGAGUAACAAACCAUCAGAUAUUGAUACCGAUGGGCCAACUUAUCCAUGUACAAGGAAUCAGUGGCUCUGGAAAGAUGACAACGGACAAUGGAAUCAAUAUUCGAGAGAAGUGAAUGCAAGAAUUAAUCAAUCUUACAAACGUGAUCAAAACUCAAGUGUUAUUGUUACCAUCCAAGAUAAAGGGGUUGUGAUGGCUAAAAGUAAACAGAUAAACCUUGCGACAAGAGAGAUAGCUGAAGUGAAAUUGUUGAAAAACGACUCGUCUCCGUGAAAAACAUGGGCAACAAUGUUAAAAACAUGUGGCUUAGUUUGAUUAUUAAAACUAUGCAAUCUUAUACCGUUAUAUUCGAUGUCGUUUCUUUUCUCUUUAAUCGGAGUUCCAAGAAUCAUAUGGUACUUUUUUAUCAUAUUAGAAGUUUCAAAACGCAAAAUAUGAUGUUGGAGAAAAUGUUGCAUAGCGCCUCUGAGUACAAUAUUACAUUGAUUUAUUCAGAAAGUUGAUGUGUGUUCGGUAUUGAUAUCGAAUUAAAGAUUUUUUUAUUAAUCAUUAUUAUCUAUAUGUUUUAGAAAAAUUGAUGUGUCGUUAAUUGGUUCAAUUCUGCUUUGUAUGUUGAAUUAAUAGGCAUUUCAUCUAAGUGUGUAUUUGGUAUCUGAACACAUUAUGGACGUGACAGAGUGGUUGUUGGCUUUAAUGAUAGCAUUUUAAAGAUGUAAAAGUUUUCAUACACCAUAUUCAUCUUUAAUUUAUAGAAAAACUACUGGAAUGUAAUUUAAGAAUAAUUAAAUGUAGACAGUUUUGUUUAAUUAUUCAGACGAAUUAUUAUUCCAAUAUUGUAAAAUAGGCAAACAUACCUGCCAAAAACACGUCAAUUUAUUCUUUUUUCCUAUGUUUCAAAGGUAUUCUGAUCUCAUUCUUUUGUCAGAUUUUAAGGAAAUUCAUUUUGCACAUUUUGACAUACAUUGAAAUAGUUUUUGUGAACACAUUAGUGAAAUUUAGUUUUUCAAACACAUCAUAAACAUAUUCUUUCGAUUUCUUCUACAUAUCAUUUGCAAAAUGCAAGCUGAAAAUCUUACUUUGGAUUGUUGACAACUUUUCUGAGGAACUUAAGUAAACUAUGCCAGUACAAUUGCAAAAUUCUGAACAAAUGAAUUCAGAUAUUUUCAAUAUCGUUGAAGGGAAGGUGUUUUAAUUCUUUAAAAUAUGUUGGUUUUCAAUAAAAACAUAAAGCGAAAAACAUGACAUAGCUUUUGCCAUUUAUAUAACAUAUUUUUAGUAAUUACUUUGUUCAAUUUUUUGUUUCAAUUUGUUCAAUGUUUACUAUAGUUCGUCAAUUGGAAAGGGAUUUGGGUUGACUCAAUAAUUCACAAACAACCACCGUAUUUAAGGUUUCUUUUAAGUCCUUUAUUUAGGAUUAUUUAUCAUUUAAAAAAGAUAUUUAAAAUAGCAAGUAAUGAUAUGCAAGUAGUUGAUUAAAACUGUAUUAAAAGGCACAUUGUAAAAGUGGCUAUUGGUCGGCACAAAAGACAAUUGCAAAAAUACAUAAAAAGCAACAAUUGUCAUGAUAACCACCUCGGA